This is a messenger RNA of Closterium sp. Yama58-4, 1740 nucleotides long. The record is from the annotation of a GenBank genome assembly. Lineage: Eukaryota; Viridiplantae; Streptophyta; Zygnematophyceae; Desmidiales; Closteriaceae.
AUGGGCGGGGCGAAAGCGAGAUCAGGCUGCGAGGAGAUUGUUCAGUCUAGUCUACGGGAUGAAAACAUCCCGACAGCGCAUCUCCCGUUGAAAUACGCAAUCCUAGGAACCUGGGAGCCCUCCCCUCGUUUGGGAGCCUUCCCUCGUCGCGCCUCCGCUCGCCUUCCCCCGCGCCUCCGCUCGCCUCGCCGCGCAUCCGCUCGUUUCGCCGCGCCCCCGCUCGCCUCGCCGCGCCUCCGCUCGCCUCGCCGCGCCUCCUCUCGCCUCGCCGCGCCUCCGCUCGCCUUCCCCCGCGCCUCCGCUCGCCUCGCCGCGCAUCCGCUCGUUUCGCCGCGCCUCCGCUCGCCUCGCCGCGCCUCCGCUCAUUUCCCUCCGCUGCUUCCCCUCAUUUCCCUCCGCUGCUUCCCCUCAUUUCCCUCCGCUGCUUCCCCUCAUUUCCCUCCGCUGCUUCCCCUCAUUUCCCUCCGCUGCUUCCCCUCAUUUCCCUCCGCUGCUUUCCCUCAUUUCCCUCCGCUGCUUCCCCUCAUUUCCCUCCGCUGCUUCCCCUCAUUUCCCUCCGCUGCUUCCCCUCAUUUCCCUCCGCUGCUCUUCCCCUCAUUUCCCUCCGCUGCUUCCCCUCAUUUCCCUCCGCUGCUUCCCCUCAUUUCCCUCCACUGCUUCCCCUCAUUUCCCUCCGCUGCUUCCCCUCAUUUCCCUCCGCUGCUUUCCCUCAUUUCCCUCCGCUGCUUCCCCUCAUUUCCCUCCGCUGCUUCCCCUCAUUUCCCUCCGCUGCUUCCCCUCAUUUCCCUCCGCUGCUUCCCCUCAUUUCCCUCCGCUGCUUCCCCUCAUUUCCCUCCGCUGCUUCCCCUCAUUUCCCUCCGCUGCUUCCCCUCAUUUCCCUCCGCUGCUUCCCCUCAUUUCCCUCCGCUGCUUCCCCUCAUUUCCCUCCGCUGCUUCCCCUCAUUUCCCUCCGCUGCUUCCCCUCAUUUCCCUCCGCUGCUUCCCCUCAUUUCCCUCCGCUGCUUCCCCUCAUUUCCCUCCGCUGCUUCCCCUCAUUUCCCUCCGCUGCUUCCCCUCAUUUCCCUCCGCUGCUUCCCCUCAUUUCCCUCCGCUGCUUCCCCUCAUUUCCCUCCGCUGCUUCCCCUCAUUUCCCUCCGCUGCUUCCCCUCAUUUCCCUCCGCUGCUUCCCCUCAUUUCCCUCCGCUGCUUCCCCUCAUUUCCCUCCGCUGCUUCCCCUCAUUUCCCUCCGCUGCUUCCCCUCAUUUCCCUCCGCUGCUUCCCCUCAUUUCCCUCCGCUGCUUCCCCUCAUUUCCCUCCGCUGCUUCCCCUCAUUUCCCUCCGCUGCUUCCCCUCAUUUCCCUCCGCUGCUUCCCCUCAUUUCCCUCCGCUGCUUCCCCUCAUUUCCCUCCGCUGCUUCCCCUCAUUUCCCUCCGCUGCUUCCCCUCAUUUCCCUCCGCUGCUUCCCCUCAUUUCCCUCCGCUGCCUCCCCUCAUUUACCAGGAUUUCCCCCUGUUUCCCCUCGUUUCCCCACCUGCUAAACCCUCGUUUUCCCCUCUUCUCUCCCUCUUUUCAUCUUCCUAUUCCCCCCUUUCCCUCUCCCCCUCUUCCGUACCUCCCCUCAUCUCUAUCCUCCCUCUUCCUAAGGUAUUUCCUUCUUUCUCUCUCACCCUCUUUCCUUCUCCUUUCUCUUCCCCCCUGCUUCCCUCUUCCCCCUCUUUCCUAUCUCCCCUGUCUCAGCUCUUCUCAUCUCUAUCUGUUUGA